AUUGGCGUCGUGAAGAACCUAUCAGUCACAAUCCUUACCACUAUCACAGCCUAUCUCACGCAGUCGUCGACGCUACUCAGGUCAGGGUGCAGAAAGCCAGGAUCGUGCAUGAACACCUGUCUGGGCAGUUUUCUUCAGCCCCCUCUUCUUGUGCAACUGCCUUACGUGCGUCUUUGCCGGCAAGGAUCUCAUGCUGCCACUGGCUGCUCGAGACAAGCAGGGCGAAAUGAGCCUCUCAGGCAGCCUUUUAGACUGUUUGCCAGCACACCAUGAGGGUGGUGGGCUGAUGCUUCAUCGACAGGCUUGUGACACGCUCCGGUAAGGGCAAAAGUCGAUAUGCAAUUCAGUCGGCCUCCUCUUGCGCUUUCAGCCGUUACCGCGACAGCAAGAGUCCGGGAUGGAAGGUUACGACAGUUUGAGCGCCCUGAUGGGCAAAUACCCUGAACUUGCAAUAUUUCGCAAAUACUCUACGUUGAAUUGCCGAAACCUGCUACUCAUGCAAGCCGAAUUGGCUGAGAAGCAGGGCCGUCUGCUCUCCAUAAUCGCAGCCGACCGAGAAUCGAAAGUGAAGGCGAGGGCGUCAUUCCCGCACAAUUUCACCGCAAUGAUGGAAGACACGACUGAAGGAGGAAGCAAACAACGAGAGAUGAUGAUGGAUAUCCGGCAGCUUCUCAAGGAGUACGGCAAGUGUUCGGAAAGCCUUCUUCGAUACCGGCAGAUAGAAGGCCUGCCUUCGGUCCACAAAUCGAACCUCAAACACCUCCGCGAGGUUUUGAGGAACAUGGACUUUCAGGUUCGCCGCGAAUGGGCCGUUUGGGGCGAGGAAGAGCAUGAAUACGACAUGACUUCGCUGAUAGACGCGGAAGGUGAGAGGGACACACUCUCACAAUGGCUGGCAUGGUGCGUGUCACAUCCGUACCACCGGCUCAUUGGAGGCAAGAUUCACCCUCGUCUCGACGUGGAUGAAGCAUGGCGUCCAGCUCUUCCAUUGAAGUUGACAUACUACUCGAACGAGCAUAUCGCCAAAGUCGUGACAAUCUUGACGACUAUCCUAGCACCGGUCCUGCCCACAUCCGGCGCCAUAGUGCUUUAUUUCAUCGAUAACCAACUCAUCAGGCUCGGCGUCAUUGUGAUUCUUGGAUUUUUCUUCAGUGCUGCACUCACGCUGCUGGGUACGCCUCGAAGAAUCGACUCGUUUGCGGCGACUGCUACAUUCAUCGCUGUUUUGAUCGUGUUUGUCGGGAAUGGGACGGGCUGUGCGUGCUGAGGACGUGAAACCGGGCGCGACAGGGCGAAUUUGGCCAGUCUGCACGAUGGACAAUGAAGGACAUGACCAGAGCUAACAUGCAUCCCGAUACUGUAGUACGAUGGGUCAUUUCCUUGCGAUCUGGUACUGCUCCGUUUUCAGCUGCAAUAUCCUCCUACACAGAACUUCUCCUUUCUCAGAACUGGAACCAUAAGGUCAUAAUUGUGCUUUGAUACCAACUCGAGUGGUCGUGAACUGUCUUUCGCGGAGCCUAC
Molecule: messenger RNA, 1521 nt
Organism: Exophiala viscosa
Lineage: Eukaryota; Fungi; Ascomycota; Eurotiomycetes; Chaetothyriales; Herpotrichiellaceae
Exons: 2
Coding region: 398-1267 (289 amino acids)
Source: RefSeq, a predicted model, not a curated record